AUGGAAAACGAAACCUGGGAAGAAAUUUUCGAAUGGGAAGUCGAAGAAGAUCUCGACUUGGCAAAUCGCCUCACAACCAAAUCAAUUAGUAUUAACACCGACAAUAAUAAUAACAGUGACAUCUUAAAUCCUGACUUUUCAUUCUCUUCCUCGUCAUCAGAAGAAAGCGAAGAUGAAAAUUAUGAAUUUAUCGAAACUUAUAAGCGACCAACUUUUGCAAAUAUAUUAAAAGGAUUUCCAGUGAUGCCAAACACCAAAAACUUAUUACCACCACAAUUUACAACUUCAUUCCCACGCAAAUCUUUGAACAACGACACUAAUAAUAAUCAAUUCACCACAACAACAGCAAGAACUGCUAACUACCCAAAAACUGAACUCUCCUCAUCAACUGAGUCAAUCUACGAUAACGAGAAGGAAAAAUAUCGAAUACAACGUCGUCGUCGAGAACAAAAAGAAAUUACAAAUAUGCAUGAUCAACGGAUUUACGGCCAACUUUUGACUGCUGAGGAAAUCGAAAUGGCAUUGUUCCUUGGAGAACAAGAAUACGCUAAUUUGGAAGCUUGUCGCAAGGCAAUAAAGUUUAAGAAAAAACUAAAAGACAAGUAA
This is a messenger RNA of Ambispora gerdemannii, 606 nucleotides long. The record is from the annotation of a GenBank genome assembly. NCBI's taxonomy places the organism in Eukaryota, Fungi, Glomeromycota, Glomeromycetes, Archaeosporales, Ambisporaceae.